This is a messenger RNA of Besnoitia besnoiti, 3687 nucleotides long. RefSeq lists its product as uncharacterized. The transcript is spliced from 2 exons. The coding region runs from base 1 to 3687 and encodes 1228 amino acids. The record is from RefSeq and is a predicted model, not a curated record. Lineage: Eukaryota; Apicomplexa; Conoidasida; Eucoccidiorida; Sarcocystidae.
AUGAGGGCGGUGACCUGCCGCUGGGUGGCUCUUUUUUCGGUUUUUGUCACCUGUUUUCUCUCCUCCUUUCACGUCUUUCUGCUCGAUUCCCGUCUCUCUCGCCUGCCGGGUUUCCUCCAUCGCGAUGGCUCCGCGGGGGGCGGCGGUCCCCACGGCCGCGACGCCCCCUCCUCCCUCGCGGCGCCUCGCCGCCCGCCAGCUUCCUCAGCGUCCUCUGUGGGAGACUGGGAUGGGCACCCGACGCUCCCUGCUGCCUUUCUCGAGGAAGGCGACGCAGAGCAGGAACGCGCCGCCGAGCACAGGCUCGCAGAGCUCUUCCACCAAGUGUAUCCGCUUCUGGAUGAAUGCACAGGCGCCCCCUACAGAGGAAGCGCUGGGCGGCGGGGUCUGGAGACCCCUUCGCCCCUGGCCGAUCUCCACACAGCCUCGAAUCAUCCCCAGGGCGCUGGAGGCCGCGCGAAGGCGCCUUGCCUCGCUCCGGCUUUGUGCGCCAGCGAGAGUCCGCGCGCGCCAGUCACGCCUCCCUCUCCCUGGUCGCCGAACCAAGACGCAGGCAGCGCUUCUGCAGCUGCGCUCUCAGAUGCGGCGCCGCUGCCGCCCUUGGCGCACAUCCGAGGCCGGCGCCGGCACUACCGACUCUUCUUCAUCCAGCCCCUCACGUACUACUACGGCAUGAUGGACCGCUGGGUGACGCAGAUGGCCUCCGCGCUGAUGGAGGACGCUGCGCGAAGAAGGCUGGAGCAGCAGGCUUCUGGCGAGCCAGCAGUCGCAGAGACCGACGCGCGCGAGUCUGCGUUUUCGACGACAGACAUCUCGUACGACGUCUACAUCUGGGGCGAAGGAUUUCCAGGCUUCCCUGCUGCGCGUCCACCCUUCCCCUCCUUCUGUUCGCGCGCGGCAGCCCGAUGCGGACGGGAGGGUUCCCCAGGGGGCUUCGCGUCCUGCGCCUCGCACAACCGACUCUUCCGCGCGCUUUUUUUCCCUUCAUGCGCGGCCUUCUCCUCCCCCUCGCCCGGGGCGGCGUCCUUCGGGCGCGCGCUGUCGCGGCGCUUCGGUCCGCAGACGCCCAACGACAUUUUCCUGCUUCACUGGACGCACCUGACGCGCUUUUCAGACGCCGAGGGGCGCUUCCGCAACUACGACGCGCAGUUUUGGCGCGCCGGGCUCCACCCUUCCUCGCUGAUUGUCCUGAUCGAACACGAGUGGGAGGACGACGCGCAUCGCCGGCUCCUCGCGGUGCAGCCGAACCUCGUCCUGCACACCUACAGCCAGCUUCUCGCCUUCGGUCCCGCCAGCAAAACACUUGUGAGCCUGGGCGCCCUCGCAGGGGGCGAGACCGGCGUCCUGCGGCCGCCGCGCGGCAGCCACCCAGGCGACGCCGCGGAGACGCCCUCGCCUACGGGCCUGCAGAGGGUCGAGACCUCGACGCCUGCCGGAGCUGGAGACGGAGCAGACGCGAACGCGGCGACGCGAGCCAGUGCGAGAAGACCCAGCAGGUGGCCUCUGGCUGCCAAUGCGCCGCGGGUCGCGCGGUCGGCGCGCGACGCGUUCUUCUCUGCGCUCGGGGAAUGGAUCUCAAACGCCUACCGGCCGCCGCCAACGACGCGCGUCUACUUCAGCCAGCGCUUCCGGGCUCAGGCUGCGGAGAAGCCGCAGGCGCCCGCGGCGGAGCUGCUCGAGGCUCUCUUGCCUCACGGCAUCAGCGCCGCCUGCAUCCUGCGCGGCGUCGCCCCGUCGCCUCUGGCCCCCGGGCUUCCUGCGGCGGGCGCGGCGAGUCGCCGAGCGGAAGCGACAGGCGGAGGAGGGGAGCGAGGAGCGCCUGGAGACGAAGAACCGCUCGCAAGCGCGCAGGACGCGGCGGGCGCGAAGGCAGCAAACGCCGCCGCGAGGGAGGCGGAGAGGCAAAGCAGGCGCGCCUUUGUGGAGGCGCGCGUCGAGACGCUCCUGCGCAGCCCGCGCCCGAUAGACUUGCUCACCGCCGGCAACGCGAGCUGCUCCAUGUACCCUACGCGGGACUUAUUCAGCGUCCUUUUCAGGGAACUGGCGAAGUCGCAGAAGACCGCAGAGCCCGAAACGCAGAAACUACCGACGGGCGAGCGAACAGAGAGCGGCGGAGACAGCAGCACACAGACGGCGACAGCCGACGCGCCUCUCCAAGGGGCGGAGGGAGGGGGCGGGGGGCGAGCGCCCCAGGGGCCAGAGACCCGCAGCCCGCGCCGCCUGACAGUCCACCAAGUUCGGCAUGGCGGCUACACCGAGGCGAAGACGCACACUACCAUCAGCCGCGAGUUUCCGCAGAACUUUGAUCAACUCGAGCGGCGCUUUGCUCUGUGCGAAGAAGACGCGCGAAGGUCACGGGGCUCGCAGCGCGGCGACGCCGAAGAAUGCAGCCAGGUGCGCGUUACCAGCGCAGAAGGAAGCGAAGGGAACCGCUUAGAGGAGGAGGAGGAGGCCGGGAGGGACUCUGGGGGAGGCGCGACAGCGUGGGCGAGCGGGGAGCAGAGCGUGAAAGGCAGCCGGCCGUUUACGUCUUCUCACCUGAGUGCAUUUACGAAGCAGCUGAAUCAGCACCGCGGCGCCUACCUCGGCUCCAUGAUGCAGGCGAAGAUUUGUCUCUAUGGCAGCGCGGAGGGCUGGGUACUACGGAAGGCGAUCGAGAUGCUGGCGAGCGGCUGCAUCGUCGCCGAAGUGCUUCUCGGGAGGAGAUUGGAAAAGAGAAGAAAGAACGAGCGCACCCCCGCCCGAGGUGGCGAACCCCCUAGCGGCGCGCGAGAGACAGAAGGCCGCGAGAACGAUGGAGAGGCUGUCGCAGGCCGCCGCGAGACGAAGCCGAUGGAGAGCGCAGAGGAGGAGCGUCACCGAGAAGCACGCGCCAAACGCAGCGGAGAAGCGCCGCCGCAGCGGCUCCGAGACGACGCGGAGAGGCGCCACGCCCGACAGUCGCGGUUCGGAUCGCGCGAAGACGCGCGAUUUCCAGGAGAUGCACGCGAUUUCAUCAUUCCGAUUAAGAUCGACUUGGAGGCGAUCCUCCGCAGAGACGAGACUCGCGGCAAACGCCAGGCAGCCGAAGAGCGUCUGAUUCUCGCCAUCCGACAAGCGACAGACGCAGAGGAGCGACGCCAGGGCGCGCAUAGCGAGGAGGGGGAGGGAGACAGACAUGAGGAGGACGACGACGCUUUCAUCGGCCUCCGGCAUCACGAGAACUGGGAUAUUUACCGCGCGCUGUGCGAUUUAGGGGACGAAACCAAGCGGCUGAUCGCCGAAGAGAUGCGCACGCAGCUCGCGCGCCUCGUAGAUUGCGUUGAGACAGGCGAACUCGACGCGCUGAGGAGGCAAGCGAUGCUGUUUGCUCUGCUCCAGCGUGACUACGCUCAAGUGUUUAGAGAUUACUUCUUCCCCGCCGUUGAGGCCUACCGCCGGGGCGUCAGAGGCCGCCUUCUGCGCGAGGGCGAUGAGGCCGGAGGUUUGGGCUGCGGCGCACCCUCGCCGUUUUCUUCUUCGGGCGCCUGUCGCGGCCUCCAUUCUUCCUCAGAGAGAUUUGGCGAGCUCGCCGACGGCGCGCCGGCGUGGCGAUAUCGAAGUCUGUACAGAACUCUCCUCAAAACGCUGCCUGAGAAGUAUCUCCUGGAGCCCGUUCUGCGCGUUUUGCGGGCGAUCGUCCCGUGGCGUCUUCUCCGCUGGCGAUGA